UCUGCAGUGUUGCAGUGACAAACGUUUCUAUACCUCUCACUUCGACUGCCUUACACACACAAACAGAGAGAUAGAGAGACAGAAGGAGAGAGAAUGCAUUGUUCUGUGCAGUAAAGAUUCUGUUAAUCCUUCAGACUUCACGUGAAAACAUGCAGAGCAGAAGGUACUGAUGACUCACACAUUUGCAGUGAGACAUGUUCACAACUCCCACCAUCUGGAAAGUCUGUCUGGAUAAUGUGUGUGUGGAUAAUUGUGUGUGGUUAUCACAGAGAGCCCAGUGUAAUUCUUUAAGACACUCCACAGAGAGGAAGAGAGAUAAACACCUGAGGCUCUACACAUCUACAGGAGAGCUGAUGUUCACACACACAACAUGAAGAAGAUCUACAUCGGCAAAACCGGCCUGAAGAGCUCACGGGCCGGCUGUAAGCACCAGAAGAAAAGCUCUUUGCAGGAGCAGAAGGACGAGCUGAGGAAGCGUUUGUCCUUCACCACCCAGAAGUUGGAGUUGUUGGAGAGUGAGUUUGACUCCACGAGGCAGUACCUCGAGACAGAACUGCGCAGAGCUCAAGAGGAACUUGACAAAUUCACUGAUAAACUAAGGAGAAUACAGAGCAGUUAUUCAGCAUUACAGAGGAUUAAUCAGGACCUGGAGGACAAAAUCCACCGAACGUCCCAACAUCAUGAUGAUGAGAAGCGAGCGCUCAGUCAAGAGAUCAUUGUCCUUAACACACACCUGAUGGAGGCAAAGAUCACUAUCGAGAAGCUUAAAGAGGACAACGAUUUAUACAGGAAGGACUGCAACCUAGCAGCUCAGCUCCUGCAGUGUAAUCAGUCUCAGUACAGAGCUCAGCUCUCUGAGUUGCCGGCGGAUUUCCUGGAACGUCUGAGUCUGCACAUUGAGGACUCCUCUCCAAUCUGUCGCUCGCCUUAUUCCGACCCCAUUCCCUCCUCUGCACUGUCUAAUGUUUUGGAGAAACCAGAGGAAGCGUCACGUUCCCCAAGUCCAACACGUCAUGAGCUCCACGAGCCUCGCGAGCACCCGGGCUUCCUGAUCGGCACCCCUGUGAGUGGAAAUGAGCGGUUGGGUCUGGGAUUGAGGGGUGUGGCUAAGUGUGAUGUUUACAGCAGUGACACGGCACUGUACUGCCCAGACGAGCGACGUCGUGAGCGCAGGCCCAGUGUUGACCUGCACCGCUUUCCGCAUUUUAACACCUCUGUGGGUGGAGCCUCUAGCUCCUACUCCAGUUUCAGUGGAGGUGGGUCUGAAGAAAAAGGGGCCGAGCCUCCUUACAGCACAACCUCUUCACCUCAACACCAUGGGAUCUACAUGGAGUGGCGAGAUGGUGUUGAGUAUGAGCACAAAAGUGACGAUUCCUGGGAAAGAGAAAGUCCGAGCGCCUUCAGUGUAUCUCAUGUUUACCAAAACGGCGGCUCUCCUCUCUACAGUGGCGCAAUGUCGUGUUACAGUGAGCCGUAUGAGCCCCUCCCACCAUCCACCUCCCCCAGUGUCAACUAUGGUGACAGUCGGCGUGGCAGUGCACUGGUGCCAGAAGAGGAGGAGGAGCCAGAGGAGGAACAGGAGGUGCUCAUUGGCCGAUGGAGGCGGUUAAGUGUAGAGGACGUCAGUGCACACUCAUUCUGCAGUGCCGGACGUGCUUCACCAUACAGCUUUUCUGAGCAGCACUUCUCCGUCCGACCUGCCAAGAUCCGGCUUGGUCCCCUCUACAGCAGCUUCCAGGAGGGAAGUGACGCUUAUCGGCACCAUGGCGCCGCCCUGCUGGAUCAGUUCUCCAGCACUGAUCUCCGUAAUACACACUUGUACAGCACAGAGGACGAGACCCAGGAGGUUGAGCAGCAGGUGGCUGGACUCGAGCAAGAAUAUGAGGACGAGGAGGUGGAUGUGAGUCCAAACAGCUCCAACGAGUCACUGGAAAUCGGAUCCAUGGAAAUUGGUGCUGAGCUGCAGUCAUUUCAGCAGGACCGGAUCAGCACCUCUCCUCAGGAAAGAAGUUCUCCUCCGACUCAGGCAGCAUCACAGUACCAGACAUUCACCAAUCUGGGCCUGACGAGGAAGGACAGUCUCACAAAAGCGCAGCUCUAUGGCACUCUGCUCAACUGAGGACCCUGUGAGGACCCGGGUUCCACAAAUACUGUGGAAACGUAACAUAGAACAAAAUGUUUACUGUAUGAGGAGGAGCUCAGCUCCACUUUAUUCUGCUCAUCUGAGGACUUGAUUUCACUUUAUUCAGUUCAAGUCACAUGUCUGAGUGCGCUACUGAGAACCAUUAGCAUGUGUUGUUUCAACCGAUUUCAGCCAAUCAGAACACGAUUUUGGAAUUAUGUAUAAUAAUAAAUAUUAAAAAUAGGGCUAAUUUGAUAAAAAGGUUUCUCAACGUUUUAGUAAAGAUGUGAAUAAAUGUUUUUGUGACCAAAACCAAUUAAAUAUUCUCAUCAGAUUUACAGAAACUCUGACUGUUCAUAGGCACAUGUAUAUGUUGUUAAACACCAAUCAGCUGUAAAUUAUCACUUUUAUCACUUAACACUGCUGAUUUACCACAACAACAAAAUGGUGACUACACUAAAUGGUGAAAGAGAUCCUCCUAAGCUUUUAACAUUCCAGUAAUGCAGCUCAGCCACUGCAGUGCAUCAACAGCACACAAUUACACGUCUUCCUAUGUGGGUGUCAUUACUUUUGUUCUAAAUCAAUGUCUUAUCUUAUUUGUAUUCAUUUAUAUAUUUGAGUUUCACAAAGUGUUCUUUGUAACUGCUGUGUAACUGUUUAAACCUCACAGCUUGUGAACCACUUAAGAUAACUCCGCUUCCUAGCCACAACCCUGGAAACCUGGCAGACACAAAGGCAUUGCUCUAACAGUCUGGGUGUGACAGCGCUGUCUCUGGGAGUCAGACAGAAUCUGAUGUUGGGGGUAGAGUUAAAGCCCUUAGGGGGGUGUCAGUCAGUUACAGAAUCUUCUGCACAUUAAUACACCAAUUUCUCUGAAUCAUUUCUUCUGACAUCAGAACUCUCAGUGGUGCACUCAGACCUUUUUCUGUGCGUUCUCUCUGUGUUUCUGCUCAGUGGUGUUUUUCUACAGUGGAGAUGAAAUCAUGAUGAUGUUCUGUGGUUGAUAUGAAGCUUGGACGUUUCUACAGAUGAUUUUAAUGCUUGUGAACGCUGCUUAUUUUUAAGUACCACUUACUGCACUGCAAGGGGGCGGAGUCAGACCUGAAUCAACUCCUCCUACCUGGGCAGAGUCAAAAUAAAAAAUUGUGGAGACAAACCUCAAGCUAUAUAAGUGUGGCUCCAUGGUGCAGAUGGUCUCGGGGAUAAGAGUUGUAGGAGAAGUCAGGUCAGGUCAAACUCCACCCAUUGCACUUCUGCAGGAUUACUAUUCUAAUUUUUGAAAAAAAAUUGUUUGUUUCUUGGAUUUUGGAAAUUGUGAUUUGAUACACAGUGUGUGAUGUGGUGUAGUGUGAGGUUUGAAUGAAAGGCUUUAUAUCACAGAAGGCUGGAGGCAACAUGCUACUUGGUCAUACUAAGUGUGAGAGUUAAAGUGAAUUACUCUUUUAUCCGUAGCUGUGUUUAUUGUUCAGUAUUUCAGUGAUGAAUGAAACUCUGAUUACAGAGAGAAUAAUCAUGUCUUUUUAAACCCUUAUCACUGCUACACAACAAAAAAAAGCCACAAAUUGAGAAUGUACCGAUAUCUGACCUAACUUCCAAAUCACUGACUGCAUCCCAAAAGCUGGUUUGAAAGGAAGCACCUGCUAAUUGGCUAAUGGGCUAAUUAGCAGUUAGUGUAUGAGACUAGCACUAAAUACACACACUGUAUGAACAGUAGGAACAGAGUCAGUGUUCAGGACCACGCCCCCUGCUCCUCUGAUUGGCUGACGUACAGGUUUAUUUUGUAGUUCUUCUGAUUGGAUUCUUCUCUCUGUGUUUCAGCUCCUCUACCUCACUGAUGCUCUGCUGUUUCUGUUCCCUGUAAUCAGACACACCAUCAUGCAUGAGCCUCCCUCCUGCCCCUUUACUCUGUUUACCUUUCUCUAAUAAAGCACAAUUACUACA
Messenger RNA from Tachysurus vachellii, 4063 nucleotides. RefSeq lists its product as uncharacterized. The record is from RefSeq and is a predicted model, not a curated record. NCBI's taxonomy places the organism in Eukaryota, Metazoa, Chordata, Actinopteri, Siluriformes, Bagridae. The transcript is spliced from 8 exons. Gene Ontology annotation, cellular component: synapse. Bases 371 to 2119 code for a protein of 582 amino acids.